This is a messenger RNA of Poeciliopsis prolifica (blackstripe livebearer), 1480 nucleotides long. It is a transcript of the gene tank, whose product is annotated as TRAF family member-associated NFKB activator. NCBI's taxonomy places the organism in Eukaryota, Metazoa, Chordata, Actinopteri, Cyprinodontiformes, Poeciliidae. The transcript is spliced from 8 exons. The coding region runs from base 195 to 1211 and encodes 338 amino acids. The record is from RefSeq and is a predicted model, not a curated record. Gene Ontology annotation, biological process: canonical NF-kappaB signal transduction.
UCCCCGAGGGAAGUUCCCAACUCAAACUGGGGCUAUGUAAAACAUACAGCGCCAUAUCCUCUCCAGCGCUUCGUAACUUUGCAUCUGAAGAUUAGGGCGACGAUGCUGCGGUGGUGUCAAAACAACAAAUACGACUUAAAUAAUAGGGGACUCAAGUGAAGGGCUCAUGCCUGCCGUGACAGUGAUGACAAGGCAUGGACAGGAAUAUUGGAGACCAGCUAAACAAAGCUUUUGAAGCUUAUCGCCAGGUCUCCAUCGAAAAGGACAAUGCUCAAAAGGAGUUGCAAAAAAUGAAGGAACAUUAUGAGCAGUACACUCAAGAACUUAAAAAGCAGAUAGAAGACCAGCAACGUUUGAUUUCUGAUCUUGAAACUGAGUUGUCAGCAACAAGGCAACCCUCAGGAGAGAUGAAAUGUGAGCCUCGCAACCAUCUUCUCAAAGCGGCUGCCUCUAGUAGGAAGACACAGUACCGGGGGAAUGUGGCCACUGUUGCUGGUGCUUCAAAUUUGACAGUCAACAGCAGCUCUGAUUAUCAGGACAUGUUGGCGGCAUUUGAAGCAAUUCAGGGCAAAUUCCGACAGAUCCAGACCCUGACUUCAAAACAGAAACAUCAUCUGAAAAGAUUCCAUGGAAGUUACGACAACUCAAACGACCAGCGCUUCUCCAUGCCCAUCCAGUGCACGGAUGGAACCGUAGAAGAUGAGAGGCCCUUUCCUACACCUCUGAGGUUAACUGCGGACCUCCCUCACCUGUCUGCACCCUUGGCAUCUCGUGGCACUAGUCAGGAGGACAGAGACUUGGUAGACUCUCUCACCAAACUCAGUGUCAAAUUCCCGCCCCCCACGGACAGUGAAUAUGACUUCCUGAAUAGUGCUCCUGAGAGGAACAUUGGCCUGCCGGUGGCUCGAAAGCCGCCCCUCGGCUCCCCCACGCUGCCAGAGGAGGAGCCCGUGGAACUGCCUUUGCCUUUUGUCCAUUCCACGUCCCCCUCCCACUCGUCAUCCUCCUCGCCCUCCCAUGAGAGCGUGCGGGGACCCGAGCAGCCCCUGUGGAGCCCCGAGCUGUGUGACGCCGUUGACAGGGGAGCCAACCAGGAGCCUCCGAGCAGCUGUCCCGUUGAAUGCGCAUUCUGUCCCGAUUUAGUUCCCCAGAACCUCAUGACAAGCCAUCUUUACUUGCACUUCUUGCCAAAGAAGGAAGCAGAGAAUUGACAGCAGACUGACAGGCAAAGGUCCGAACUUACUUCAAGAACUUUUGACUGUUUUUAUGGUCUUUGCAGGCGUGAAUCUGCUCGCCAUAAACUCCAAAGCGCUGUACAGGAAUUGAAAAUUACACUGCUAUAAGACUUGAAUUCAUUUAUUUAAUACUGAAGAAUUUAAUGGUACACGUUCUUGUCCAUACUGAUUUUCUAAAAUCACACUGAGAAUUUACAGUGAUGCAUAUGGUAUAUAUGAGGAAAUAAACAAUAUAUUUACUCUUG